Osmia lignaria (orchard mason bee) is the source of this 2429-nucleotide messenger RNA. It is a transcript of the gene HPS1, whose product is annotated as Hermansky-Pudlak syndrome 1 protein. NCBI's taxonomy places the organism in Eukaryota, Metazoa, Arthropoda, Insecta, Hymenoptera, Megachilidae. The record is from RefSeq and is a predicted model, not a curated record. Gene Ontology annotation, cellular component: BLOC-3 complex. Gene Ontology annotation, molecular function: guanyl-nucleotide exchange factor activity. Gene Ontology annotation, biological process: vesicle-mediated transport.
CCGAUAUUAUGACACGCGGGGUGUCAGGGACCCCGGAGCACCGGUGACCCCUCGAAAACAAAAGCAUGUCCAGUCUGUAGUCACUGGGGAGUGGGCAGGUAAUCGUUCGGAAUGAAAUGGCAGAGCAAGUGUAUUGUGUGUAUUAAGUAAUAGCUUUAUGUUCAAAAAUGAACAUUUCCUCUAUUAAAACAUCAUUCUAUUGAUACAUAUCAGUCAACAAUAUCGUACAGUAGUCGAAAUAUUUUUUAAUUACUUUAAAAAAUGAAGGGUAUUUUAAUCUUCGAUCAUUUAAAUGAUGUACUUUUUACGAAAUGUAAUAAGAAAUUUGCGAAUCACAUACAAAAACUAGCUAAAAUUCAAGGACUUAUUUCGGAAAACAAGGAUGCAAGUGAUGGAAACUCAAAGCUCAAUCCAAACAUUAUAAUGCAAUUAUUCUCACCUAUUGUUACAUCCCAACAUGUAAUGGCUUCUCAGUUUGGAAAUUCUUAUACUUCAAUGAAGUGUCAUGACGGCAUAAACAUGGUAUUUGAUGAAUUUAUGGGAUAUAGUUUUAUUUAUAUAUCCAUGGAAGAAGUUGAAUUAAUGAAAAGAACACUAGGUGUAUGUGUAGCUAUUGUAAGGCAUGUUUGUGGACCAGAUGUUGCAAUAUUGAAGGUAAAUAGACAGAAAGUCUGUUUAGUUUCUUCUUUAUUAGAUGCAUGGGUACAUUUAAGAAAUUGCGAGCAAAGUAUGCUUACAGAAGCCAUAGAACAACUAACAAUAAACACUGAUCUAGGUGUAGCAAUAUUAAAAGUAUUACAUGAUGCUUCUGAUAAAUUAAAGGCACAAUCUGAGUUUUCAAAUGUACAUAUUUUAAUAUUGGUGGAACAAAAGUUUCUUUGUUUAUACUCCAGUAAAAAUGCUCGUGAUUUGUAUGCUGCCGAUAUAUUGCUAAUGAUGCUCAUGUGUUGGGUAGUUAAUCAGAAAAGAAAAGGAAAUACACAGAUGGAGAGAAAUGAUAAUGAUGACUGCACUGAUAUACUUUUACCUGACAACAGUUCAACCAAGGAUGAACAAGUACCUUUUGGAGCAAAACUUGCAAAUCCUACAUCAGAAGACAUUACAGACUUAUUCAGGGGAUCAAGAGACUCUUCCAUCAAUGAAGGUCUAUAUUCCUUAAUGGAUGAUGAUUUAUACAGCCAUUUAAUUCUUCUUGGAUCUGAACAUGAUUCCACUGCCAAUGCAGUUCACAUUUUUGAAUUAGCAGAUGGCAUUAAUCUUGUCAUGAUAAUAGAAAUGACCAAUCUUGCCACAUCAUCUGGAUUAUACGAUAGUUUUCAUUAUUUAAAUGUCAUAAAUGGUUUGCAACUUCAAAGGGAUCUCGACGAAUUGAGACCAGCAUUUGAGAAUUUUGAUUUAGCGAUGAAGAAAGCUUUAGAUGGAAUUAAGAAAAACAGAGCUAAUAUCAGUAACGAUGUCGACAUGUGUCAGAGAAGACUGCAAUCGAAAUGGGAAUUCGUUCGAAAAAAAUAUAUGGAUCUUUUAAAAUCCAGAGACCCAGAGUCUAUUCUUCAAAUUGAAUCCAAUACGUCUGGAUUCACGGAUAAUUUAAAAGAAUUAUAUCGAUUAACAUGUUUUGAUAAGAGCUUUUUGAAACAAGGCGUUGACGUCCUCACAACAGUAGGAAAGCUCGUCCGUCAAAAGUUAAACGAUUUCAGCGAUUUCCUUAAAGUGAAAGCAUUGAAGAAUUUUACUCUUGGAUCGAGAACUUCCCUAACUAUCAACAAAUAUCUAGAAGAAUUUCCGGGCCUUGUGCACUUUAUUUACAUAGAUAGAACUACCCACAGAUUGACUGCUCCAACUUUAGACUUCACAAAUCCUGAAACUCUUGCACUUACAACAAAGAAGAUAUGGAACAUGGUUAAACAAAGUAGAAUGCAUUUAGAAGAAGGACAUUUAUCAGUCAUGUGGAAAGAUACAACGUUCAAUUAUGCUUACUUUCUAUGGUUCGAGGAUAGUUCUGGAUCACCAUUAAAAUGUAAGGUUUAUUUAAAUCACAUAAUGAAAAACUUUCCAGUACCAGGUAUAUUUUGCGGUGAUUAUUAUAGGUUCGUAUUGUUAACAUAUAAUAUUUGGUUUUUUCUGUUGCAAGUGUUAACGUACUUUGGUUAUUUUUGUAGAAAAUUAGCCGAGAUAUGUUUUCCCAAAUUGUCGGCGAAUAAAAUCAGGAUAUACGAGCUUUAUUGUGUUCAUCUUGGAUUGGCAACAUCAUCGUGUAUUUUGGAACAUUCAAGAAGACUUGCGGCCACGAUAUGGGAGGUCACAGGAGUUCCAAAUGACCCUGCUGACAUACUUUAAGAACAUUCCUUUUAAGUAUUUAUGUACAGAUAAAAAUCGAAGUUCUGUGCUAAUCGAAAUAUUUAACAUUAGUUAUAAAAAAAAAAAAAAAA